Molecule: messenger RNA, 4416 nt
Organism: Hypanus sabinus (Atlantic stingray)
Lineage: Eukaryota; Metazoa; Chordata; Chondrichthyes; Myliobatiformes; Dasyatidae
Gene: abhd13
Product: abhydrolase domain containing 13
Exons: 2
Coding region: 1521-2534 (337 amino acids)
Cellular component (GO): membrane
Molecular function (GO): palmitoyl-(protein) hydrolase activity
Source: RefSeq, a predicted model, not a curated record
GGUUAAUAAGUAAAGGAGGUGGUGUGGCCCUGUGUAUAAGAAAUAAUAUUAAAUCAUUAGAAAGGAAUAACAUAGGAUAGGAUGGGUUGAGUUGAGAAACGGCAAGGUAAAAGGACCUCCAAACAGCAGCCGGGAUGUGGAUUACAAAUUACAGCAGGAGAUAAAAAGGCGAGUCUGAAGGGCAAUGUCAUGAUCAUCGUUGGGGGUAUUAACAUGAAAGUGGAUUGCGAAAACCAGGUUAGUACUGGACCCCAUAAAAGAGGAUUUGUAAAAUGUACGAGGGAUGGCUUUUUAGAACAGCUUAUCGUUGAGCCCACUGGGGAAUUGGCUGCGCUGGAUCGGGUGUUGUGCAAUAAUCUGGAGGUGAUAAGAGAGCUGAAGGUUACAGAACCCUUGGGGAACAGUGAGCACAAUAUGAUUGAAUUCACUUUGAAAUUUGAGAAGGAGAAACUAAAUUCCAAUGUGUCAGUAUUUCAGUGGAAUAAAGGAAAUUGCAAUGGCUUGCGAGGGGAACCAGCCAAAGUUGACUGGAAGUGGAUGCUUGCAGGAAGGGCAGAAGAGCAGCAAUGGCUGGAGUUUCUGCGAAAAAUGAGGGAAGUGCAAGACAGAUAUAUUCCAAAUAAGAAAUUUUCAAGGGGAAGAAGGACACUACCGUGGCUGACAAGUGAAGUCGGAGCCAAAGUAAAAGCAAAAGAGACGGCAUACAAGGAAGCUAAAGCUAAUGGGAAGAUAGAGAAUUGGAGAUGAAUUAUGAAAGGAAGCUGGUGACUAAUGUCAAAGAAGAUACGAAAAGUUUUUCUAAGUAUGCAAAGGGUAAAAGUCAAGGGUAGAUAUAGGAGCAAUAGAAAAUGACGCUGGAAAUAUUGUAAUGAGAGAUGCAGAGAUGGCGGAGAAACUGAAUGCGUAUUUUGCAUCAGUCUUCACAGUGGAAGGCAUUUGAAGUAUACCGGCCAUUCAGGAGUGUCAGGGAAGUGAAGUAUGUGCAGUGAAAAUUACAACUAAGAAGGUGCUCAGGAAGCUGAAUGGUCUGAGGGUGGAUAAAUCUGGAUCUGAUGGAAGGCACCCUCGGGUUCUGACGGAAGUUGCUGGAGAGAUUGCAGAAACAUUAACAAUGAUCUUUCAAGAAUCAAUAGAUUCUGGCAUUGUACCAGAUGACAGGAAAAUUGCAAAUGUUACUCAGCUAUAUAAGAAGGAUGGAAGGCAGAAGAAAGGAAACUAUGGACCUGUUAGUCAGUCAUCAGUGGUUGAGAAGUUGUUAGAAUCGAUUAUUAGGGAUGAGAUUACGAAGUACCUGGAGACACAUGACAAGAUACAUCAAAGCCAGUAUGGUUUCCUGAAAGGAAAAUCCUGCCUGACUAACCUUCUGCAAGUUUUUUAGGGAAUUACAAGCAAUGUGGACAAGAGAGGUGCUGUAGAUGUGGUGUGCUUGGAUUUUCAGAAGGCCUUUGACAAGGUGCUGUACAUGAGGCUGCUUAGCAAGAACAGAUGUAGCUGAGAAACUCGUGCCUUUGAAAGAGACUAUGAUGGAGAAAACAUGGAAGUCAUGGAACUAUGUCAGGAAAUGGCUGAUUGUCUUGAUAUCAUGGUCCUGGAGUCUGUGCCGAAUUUCACUACUAGCUCUAAUUUUAACCUUCCACUUGUAUGGAGGCAUCUUUUUGCUUUUUCUGAUCCUUGCAUCAGUAGCAGGUAUAUUGUACAAAUUCCAGGAUGUACUCCUCUACUUCCCAGAGCAACCACCUUCGUCACGUUUGUAUGUUCCUGUACCUACUGGAAUCCCACAUGAAAAUCUUUUUGUUAAAACCAAAGAUGGAAUCCGACUUAAUUUGAUUCUGUUGAGAUACACUGGAGAUAAUGCUUCAUAUUCGCCAACCAUAAUCUAUUUCCAUGGCAAUGCUGGUAAUAUUGGUCACAGGAUACAAAAUGCACUGUUGAUGAUGGUCAAUCUAAAAGUUAACGUACUACUUGUAGAUUAUAGAGGUUACGGAAGGAGUGAGGGGGAACCGAGUGAAAAAGGCCUUUACUUGGAUUCAGAGGCUGUGUUGGAUUAUGUUAUGACCAGACCUGAUCUUGAUAAAACCAAAAUAAUCUUAUUUGGUCGUUCUUUGGGUGGCGCAGUUGCUAUUCACUUGGCCUCAGAGAAUCCACAUAGGAUUUUUGCAAUAAUUAUUGAGAACACCUUCCUCAGUAUCCCACAUAUGGCCAGCACUUUGUUCUCCUUCUUUCCCAUGAGGUAUCUUCCACUUUGGUGCUACAAGAACAAAUUUUUGUCCUACAACAAGAUUGCACAGUGCAGGAUGCCAUCCCUUUUGAUUUCUGGAUUGUCAGACCAGCUAAUUCCACCAGUCAUGAUGAAACAACUCUGUGAGCUGUCUGCAUCACGGACUAAGAGACUAGUCAUUUUUCCGGAUGGAACUCAUAAUGAUACCUGGCAGUGCCAGGGCUAUUUUGCUGCUCUUGAACAAUUCAUCAAAGAGUUAUUAAAAAAUAAUUCACAUGAAGAAGUAAAAACCACAUCUAAUGUAACAAUAAUAUAAUUUUUUCUGUAUAUAGUGUAAACUUUACAUGUGUAUGUACAGAAAAGAUGAAGGUUAACUUGGAAGUCAUUAUUGAAUAUUUUAUCACUAGUGGUAGAAUAUUUUUACCUGUUUCAGUGCAUGAAAGAAGUAUACUGAUGUUUCAUACAGUUUGUUGAUCUGAUCAGCUACGUUGUUCAAUACUGUAAUAAGAGGUUUCUUUUAGUGAGCACUGUAUGAAUUAAACAUUUUAUUUAUUCCCCUUUUGCAUUAAAAUGAUUUAAUUUUGUCAGCAAUUUUGUACCUUUUGCAGUUGACAGAAUUCUCUAUGGACCAAAUGCAUAGUUACCUUUUUUCAGAAGAGACAAGUGCUCCAUGUUCAAUUAAGUUGAGACUAGUUUAUCCUCAUUUUAAUUGUUAAUAAAUAAAAAUGUGUGAUUGGAUUAUUAUGAAUUUUGAGAUUUUAUUUCCUUAACUCUUUUGUUGCCCAUGAGCAUGAAUGUUUCAGCUCCAUCACCUGUGUUGUAACUAAAUGUAUUCAAUAGAUGACAGUAGAAAAAGUAAACUUCUUUUGAGAUUUUGAAUAGACUAAAUUGAUGUGGAUUCUUGUGGAACCAAUCCACCCAUUCAAUUUAAAAAGUGAAAUGUAGUUUGUUGAAAUUCUAUAAUUUUAGCAUUGAUCCAGUUUCCUGUACAACUAUUGAGACCUAUUGGCUCUAGUAGCUCUUAAUUGUAUUUUAUUUGUAUUGUUUUAAGCAUUGUUUUUGUUCCAACUUUUGAAGUUAGUCUGAUAUUUACAAGAUCACUUUUCUGUAUUUCUCUACCUCCAGAAAUCUGUUGUUUCAAGUUUACUUUGUAAGUCCUAUUGUGGCGAAAAUGUGUUUCAUUACAUACAAUCAAAGUAUGAAACAUUAAACACAAUAAAGUGUUUUUAUACUUCAACAGAGCUGUAAUAAAACAUUUAAUCCUGCUUGAUGUAUUAAAUUCAGAAACACAGAAGUUGAAACCUGCUGUUCCACAUAAGAUUCCUUCGUGACAAAGUGAAGUGUUCAAAUUGCAUCACAUUUAGGAAUUACUAAAAACCCUGCCUUCUAAUGUGAAGAGCCAGUUGCUUAAAAAUAUAAAGAAUUUUUCUUAGUUGAUGUUAUUCAUAUUAUCAAAGAAGUAAUUUGAAUCUUUGGUGUCCUAACUUUGAAAAUUGCUUCAGUUCAAAGGAUUAAACCAAAGAGAUAUCACGGCAGUAAGAAAAGUUCACAGUAAGUUUAUGUGCUUUUGGAGAUGUCUUGAAAUUACUGCUAUUCUUGGUAUGUAUGAAAUUUUUUUUAAAAAUCUUUCUGUCGUUUGACACUAUUCACCUUUAACCUUUAAUUGCUCUUGGAUUGGUAUUGUAGUUAUUGUAUAGAAGUGAUGUAAGACAACUUUGCUUAUAUGCAAAGUGUAGUUUCAUUGAAAAUGUGUUUGCACCAUGUAUGCUAACACACAUAGUUUUUCACUAUGCAUUCUACCAGUAGUAUUGCUAAAUUUAAAUGUGAUUUCUUAUAUGAAAUACAAAAUACAAAUUUUUUUUGAAAGGUUUGGAAUUUUCUGUAAUUCUGCACUAUAAUAUUUUGUCUAAAUUUUUUUUGCCUCAGCUGACACUUGUAUCUGUUCCAGAAGGUCUUUACAUUCUAGUUUACAACCUUGUCCAGAAGAUUUGAUUGAAGCUUCAAUAACUAAAUUUGCAACAUGCUUAACGUGCUGUUGCCCAUGCCAAUCACAGGAAUGGUACAUGAAAUGAAAAUUGAUUCUUUCUGAAGUUUAGCAAAUCGUGGUUUACAUAUCUGAUUCUUGGAGCAGCAAGUCUGCAAGUGUUCUGUUUUUCUGAUUUCCUGUAUAUUCUUAAAAUAAAGUUUAUUUAAAUUUU